AUGGCACUACCUGGGCUCCUCCGAAGGUUCCACCUGGGCUCCUCCGGCAAGUCCCACAACCUGGGCUCCUCCAGCAGAAGGUUCUACCUGGGCUCCUCCGGCAAGUCCCACAACCUGGGCUCCUCCAGCAGAAGGUUCUACCUGGGCUCCUCCGGCAAAUCCCACAACCUGGGUUCCGGUAAAUCCUACUACCGGGGCUCCUCCGGCAAAUCCUACUACCUGGACUGCGGCAAAUCCUACUACCUGGGCUCCUCCGGCAAGUCCCACAACCUGGGCUCCUCCAGCAGAAGGUUCCACCUGGGCUCCUCCGGCAAAUCCCACAACCUGGGCUCCUCCAGCAGAAGGUUCCACCUGGGCUCCUCCAGCAGAAGGUUCCACCUGGGCUCCUCCGGCAAGUCCCACAACCUGGGCUCCUCCAGCAGAAGGUUCCACCUGGGCUUCUACGUCAAAUGGCACUACCUGGGCUUCUCCGUCAAAUGCAAAUGGCACUACCUGGGCUCCUCCAGCAGAAGGUUCCACCUCGGCUCCUCCGGCAAAUCCCACAACCUGGGUUCCGGCAAAUCCUACUACCUGGACUCCUCCAGCAAAUCCUACUACCUGGGCUCCUCCGGCAAAUGGCACCACCUGGGCUCCUCCGGCAAGUCCCACAACCUGGGCUCCUCCAGCAGAAGGUUCCACCUGGGCUCCUCCGGCAAAUCCCACAACCUGGGCUCCGGUAAAUCCUACUACCGGGGCUCCUCCGGCAAAUCCUACUACCUGGACUCCGGCAAAUCCUACUACCUGGGCUCCUUCGGCAAAUCCCACAACCUGGGCUCCGCCAGCAGAAGGUUCCACCUGGGCUCCUCCGGCAAGUCCCACAACCUGGGCUCCUCCAGCAGAAGGUUCCACCUGGGCUCCUCCAGCAAAUGGCACUACCUGGGCUCCCCCAGCAGAAGGUUCCACCUGGGCUCCUCCAGUAAAUGGCACUACCUGGGCUCCCCCAGCAGAAGGUUCCACCUGGGCUCCUCCAACAAAUGGCACUACCUGGGUUCCCCCAGCAGAUGGUUCCACCUGGGCUCCUCCAGCAGAAGGUUCCACCUCGGCUCCUCCGGCAAAUCCCACAACCUGGGUUCCGGCAAAUCCUACUACCUGGACUCCUCCAGCAAAUCCUACUACCUGGGCUCCUCCGGCAAAUGGCACCACCUGGGCUCCUCCGGCAAGUCCCACAACCUGGGCUCCUCCAGCAGAAGGUUCCACCUGGGCUCCUCCGGCAAAUCCCACAAAUGGCACUACCUGGGCUCCCCCAGCAGAAGGUUCCACCUGGGCUCCUCCGGCAAGUCCCACAACCUGGGCUCCUCCAGCAGAAGGUUCCACCUGGGCUCCUCCAGCAAAUGGCACUACCUGGGCUCCCCCAGCAGAAGGUUCCACCUGGGCUCCUCCAGUAAAUGGCACUACCUGGGCUCCCCCAGCAGAAGGUUCCACCUGGGCUCCUCCAACAAAUGGCACUACCUGGGUUCCCCCAGCAGAUGGUUCCACCUGGGCUCCUCCAGCAAAUGGCACUACCUGGGCUCCUCCAGCAGAAGAUUCCAAAAGCACCACAGAACCUCUAAUCGCCUUAACAUCUGA
This is a messenger RNA of Trichoplusia ni (cabbage looper), 1605 nucleotides long. Its product is annotated as repetin-like. NCBI's taxonomy places the organism in Eukaryota, Metazoa, Arthropoda, Insecta, Lepidoptera, Noctuidae. Bases 1 to 1605 code for a protein of 534 amino acids. The transcript is spliced from 3 exons. The record is from RefSeq and is a predicted model, not a curated record.